UCCACCGUGCGCCUUCGGACCGGGAAUGGCCGUAUCUCUGCGCUCCGACAGCGGUCGACACAUGAAGCGGGCGACCAGCUCCAUCACUUCACUGCUCGCCUCACAGGCUCCUGGAUUAGACACGGAUUACAUGCCAUAGAUCGGGAUCACACAGUGUGACUGCAGGGCUCACAGAGAACCACACUCCAUGCUGUUGGAGUUGCUACUACCAGCUUUAAUGAGGUGCCUUUGGUGGCCUCCCACUGUGAACGUGGCUCACCCACUGUGAAACCCCGUCUAACACCCACUGGGAGGUCUGAAGGAGUCUUUGAAGGCCUCAGGUGUGAAGUUGGUCAGCGGUGGACUGAGAGAUGAUGACAUGUGCCAUGUAUCUGGCAGCCCUGCUGCUCCCCAGCAUCCAAGCCGUGUGUCCGGAUAAAGAGCCCGGACUGCAGCCAUGGAUGCCAGGACACAGUGAACACCACCGUGUGACAAUCGGUUAUGGCAGGAAGGUCCUCCUCACAACUUCAGCUACGGUCCACUCCAUUGAGAUUCUUAGUGGAGGAAAGCUGGUGAUUGCUGACUCCAACCGGGCCAUACUGCUUCGAACUAAACACAUUCUGAUUGGGAACAAAGGGGAGCUGCACAUUGGAAGCCCAGACUGCCCUUAUAAAGGCAACCUCACCAUCUCCCUGUUUGGAAGAUUGGAUGACAGUGAUCAGGAACACGGCUACUUUGGGAGGAAGUACAUUGGCGUGGGUACAGGAGGGACACUAGAGAUCCACGGAGAGAAAAAGCUGUCAUGGACAUUCCUCAACAAGACCCUCCACCCCGGAGAGAGCAACCAAAACAACUACAUGUUCCAGAGAAGCUGGGGGAGCCGAGGCAUUAUUAUCCACGUCAUUGACCCUAAGACUGGAGAGGUGCUGCACAAUGACAGGUUUGACACGUAUCGUAGUAAGGAUGAGAGUCGUCGCCUUGCAAAGUAUGUGGAUGGUGUUGAAGCUGGGCUCAUACUGGCCAUGGUGGUCAAUGAUGAGGGCUCCAACAACUUGGAGGACUUGGCCAAGAAGAGUCUCUCCAGGCUGGGCAGCCAAUACAUAAACAAUCUAGGAUUUCGACAUCCCUGGACCUUUAUAGUGACAAAAGGAGACACUUUUUCUGUUAAGGAGGGUCACGCUGUCUAUCAAGGGACCAAGGCCUCCUCAGAGGCCCGGAGCUCUCAUGUUUUUAAGUCAAGUUUUGGGGAGCAUUUCACCAUCACCACCAGCAGCCAGUGGGUGCAAGAGGCAGAAUGGACGGAAUGGUUUGAAAGAGAUGAUGAAAGGGGAUCAGGAGACUGGGAGAAAGUGUCUGACCUGCACAAGGCCUACCCAGACAGACUUUGCAGCAGUCCACUUGAUAUCCAGGCUGCAACCCAUGAUGGCAUACUAGCCAACCAAACUGGAGACGUGAUCCACAAGUAUGACAAGGACUACGGCUUUGUCUGCCUCAACAAGGACCAGGCUCAUGGCCUCUGUCACAACUACAGGGUUCGCUUCCUCUGUGGAAAACUAGUUCGUCCGCAGGCCUCCAUUUCCAUCGACAUGUUGUCCAACAGCAGCGUCCUGGAGCUGGCCGACAAACCAGUGGGCUGGAGGUCUGGGGAUCGGGUGGUGGUGGCCAGUACUGACUAUUCCAUGCACCAGGCUGAAGAGUUCACCCUGAUGCCCUGCCCUACCUGCACACCCAACCAGAUUAAAGUCCAAGGUAGGGCCCAGUUUAUCCACAUGGGUGAGGACGUGGAUGGGGUGGACAUGAGGGCAGAGGUGGGCCUGCUGAGCCGGAACAUUCUUCUCCGUGGUGAGAUGGAGCCCAGCUGCUAUGGAAACGAGGCCUGCCAAUUCUUCAACUUUGACACUUUCGGGGGGCAUUUGAAGGUGGAGCGGGGCUUCAAGGCAGUUCAUAUAUCUGGGGUGGAGCUGCAGCACAUGGGCCAGCAGACGAUGGGACACUACCCGGUGCAUUUCCAUAUGAAUGGAGAUGUGGACCAGAGGGGAGGCUACGACCCCCCUACUUCUGUCAGCGAUCUAUCCAUCCACCACUCCUUCUCACGCUGUGUAACCAUCCACAGCUCCAGUGGACUGCUGGUAAAGGAUGUGGUGGGCUAUGACACGCUGGGCCACUGUUUCUUCACAGAGGAUGGUCCAGAAGAGAGAAACACAUUUGACCACUGUUUGGGUCUGAUGGUUCGAGCCGGGACCCUGUUGCCUUCAGACAGAGACAGCAAAAUGUGCCGUGAUAUCACUGAAGGAGCCUUCCCAGGAUAUGUGGCCAAUCCACGGCAAGAUUGCAGUGCGACUUCAACUUUCUGGAUCGCCAACCCCAAUAACAACCUCAUCAACUGUGCUGCUGCAGGCUCAGAGGAAACAGGUUUCUGGUUUAUCUUCCACCAUGUGCCCACUGGCCCCUCGGAGGGGCUGUACUCCCCAGGAUACACAGAACACACACCGAUGGGCCAGUUUACCAACAACAGAGCCCAUUCCAACUAUAGGGCUGGAAUGAUACUUGAUAAUGGCGUAAAGACGACCCAGGCAAACGACAGGGACAAGAGACCCUUCCUGUCUCUGAUUGGAGCCAGAUAUGGCCCCCACCAGGAUGCCGAUCCCUUCAAACCCAGAGUCCCUGCUCUAAUCCAUCAUUUUGUAGCCUAUAAGAACCAGGACCAUGGUGCCUGGCUGAGAGGAGGGGACGUCUGGCUGGAUGACUGCCAAUUUGCUGAUAAUGGCAUUGGCCUAACUCUGGCGAGCGGGGGGACGUUUCCAGAUGAUGAUGGGUCUCGUCAGCAGGUGAAAAACUCACUGUUUGUGGGUGAAAGUGACAAUCGCGGGAUGCCACUGAACGACAACAGGGUCUGGGGCCCCGGGGGUUCAGACCUGACUGGCAGAACCCUACCACGUGGCAUUGAUUUUCCUAUCCGGGGCAUGCAGAUCUAUGAUGGGCCCAUCAACAUGCAGAAUUGUACCUUUCGGAAAUUCACAGCACUGGAUGGACGACACACCAGUGCCUUUGGUUUCAGGCUCAACAACUCGUGGCAGAGCUGCCCCAACAACAACGUCACUGACAUCAUCUUUGACCACGUACCUCUCACGUCUCGGGUGUUUUUUGGGGAGCCGGGUCCCUGGUUCAAUAAGAUGGAGAUGGAUGGGGACAAGACGACCAUCUUCCAUGAUAUGGAUGGUUCAGUCAGCGAGUAUCCUGGAGCCUUCCUGGUUAAAGAGGAUAACUGGCUGCUCCGUCACCCCGACUGCAUUGAUGUGCCCGACUGGAAGGCGGCUAUCUGCAGCGGCCACUACGCACAGAUCUACGUCCAGACACGUAACCCUGCCAACCUUAACAUGCACAUAGUGAAGGAUGAGUACCCUGACCGGCCCCUGACACUGGAGGGAGCACUGGGGAAGAAGAAACAUUACCAGCAGUUCCAGCCAGUGAUCACACUGGCCAAAGGCUACACCAUCCACUGGGACAUGCCGGCACCUGCUGAAGUCACCAUCUGGCUCAUCAACUUCAACAAAAAUGACUGGAUCAACGUUGGCAUCUGCUACCCACAAGGCACCACCUUCACUGUCCUCUCUGAUAUCCACAACCGUCUGACCAAGCAGACCCGCAAGACUGGUGUCUUUAUGAGGACAACACAGAAGGAGAAGAUGAAUCACUCCAACCUGGCCAGGGGAUACUACUACUGGGAGGAAGACACUGGUCUGCUCUUCUUGAAGGUAAAGGCCCAUAACGACAAGGAACAGUUUGCCUUCUGCUCUGUCAAGGGUUGUGAGCGGGUGAAGAUAACGGCCGUCAUCCCUAAAGGCAGUCUACCCAGCAACUGCAUGGCCCAGGCCUACCCCAGACAUGCUGAGCAUCCUAUUGUGGAUGUACCUAUGCCCAAAAAGAUACCUAAUGCCAGGCUGCAUUCAUCAGAACACUUUCUGGAGGUCAAACUGGAGUCCUACAACACUCGAUUCUUCCACAUCAAGGAGGACUUUGCCUUUACUGAGGUAAACGGCAGGAAGUUGUACCAACCUGAGGACGGGCUGCAGCUGACAGUGAUUGACGGCCAUGAUGGAAAGGUGGUGGAGAGCAAAAGCUUCAGGAACUCCAUCUUACAGGGAAUCCCUGCACAGCUAGACAACUAUGUCAGUGGACUGAGAGACGGUUCCAUUGUCCUCAUUACAUCUAAGAGCCGCCUGCUUACCAGAGGACCCUGGACUAAAGUCCUGGAAAAACUCGGAGCAGACAAAAGCAUCAAAUUGAAAGAUAAGCUGGCAUUUGUGGGCUUCAAGGGCUCCUUCCACCCUGACUGGAUCCAUCUGGAGGUGGAUGCCGAUCGGGCCAAGAUCCAUCAGGUCCUGCCUGUCCCUGUGGUCCACAAGAUGAAGCUAUGAGAGGCAGACAGAAUGGGACAACAGCCAAAGACUAUGUACCCCACAGACACUGGCACACAUUAACAACCUCCAACCCCCCAAAAAUUGCAUAAACACACACUUACACAUGCACAUUGACACUGCCAGUACUGCAGAGUUCGUUGUUUCGAGCCAUUGUCAAAGACCAGUGGUGAUUUGUCUACGUUUAAUGGUAAGAAAGAAUUAUGUAAUUCUGUAUAUUUGGGAAAAAAAAAAAAAAGGUGAAGACCAUCUUCCAGGACCAGCACUGCCCACUGAACUGAAUCUGUGCAUGUAAGGGCUUUAAAAGAUAACGACACACCGCUCGCAGCUUCUGUUUCUGGCUGUCAUUGGAUCAUUAACAUAAUUGUUCUUUGUUGAUAGUGUUAGCUUCUCAGCUAAAAUAAGAAUUGGAUUUGGCUCACUAACCAAACAUUUAUGCAUCAGUUUUGUGUGCCAGCUAACAUGGACAGUAGCUCAGUUUCAUGUUACCUUAAGCCGUGUCUCCACUAGGGGGAGUGUCCACCGGGAAAGUCUCAGGCCACACCCUCUCAAAAGUCUGCUCACUCUGUGUGUCUCCGCUACAAGUUAGCCCCCAGAGGGAUUUAGAGACUUAGAGGUGACGUAUGGUUUUCCAUCGCCGGGACGGAUUAAACACGGGAGACGCAGCUGAUCAUAAACAAACCAGCAUGGCUAAUUAUGCACAGUGUCUCCGCUGAUCGUAAACAUAGUGAUUGUGAAUUAACGGCAUCGCUAACUGUGCACAGAGUGGUAGAUCCUAAGUAGUCCUUAUAAGUAGUCCUAAGUACUACUAUGUCCUAUGAAAAGUCCCUAAAUUUAGCAACAAAGUGGCUAAGUUGGGAACACUGCUUCGCUGGCUUUUAAAAAUGGCGUGUUUUGUUGUCGUGUAGAGUACUACAUCACAUCCCACUUAGUGAUCUUUUCAAUCAGUAACCAGGCUGUUUUCAGGGGAGAAAAAAUACCCUGCUCUUCCACAGGGACGAAAAAAGUCCUUAAAAAACGGCUAAUAUUCAAAUUAGGGGCAUUUCGACGAGUGAGACCCGCCUCAUUCUGGGUAUUGCCCGGUAGUGGAAACAGCCCUAAUAAGAUCGGUCUGUUGGUUAUUCAGUAUGUUUGUUAGUGCUCUAAUGAAGCCAAAAACAUGAACUGACUUCACUCAUACCACACCAAGAAAGGCUUUGGUAUAGAAACUGGGACUUAAGACAAUUCAACUUUUAAUAUUUUUAAAUAGUUUGUCCUCCAACAGACUUCUCUAUCUGUUUACCCCAGCACAUCUAAAGCAAACCGUAGGUAUCCUCUGGUGGGACUGUUAGAAAGAGCUGUUUGAUGACAUUGUUAGGCGAUUUGUGCUUGGAACUAUCAUACGAUGUCUUGGUAGAACAUGUCUAAAGGCAAAAUGAGGAUCACUUGAGGAGGGUAUGAUGUAAUAAUUGUUUAAAUGGGAGUAAUGCUGCAAGCUUUUGGUCAGUCUCAAACUUGUUUGUACACUCAAACAUUACUGUGUGAAGAAUGAAUAAGAGUCUCACACACAGACCUGGAAUCCCACUGGUCCCAGUGUCCAGGUCAGCUUCACUCCCAUUUGAAAUUUGAGGCCCUCUUGGACACAGUGAUGCAAACUGGGCAUCACUUUUUCAGCUGUGACCAUCACAAGAGAUUUGCCAGAAGUAGACAUUCAUCAAGUGUAGAUGCAAGUCUAGGGAAACUUGAAAACAAUCUAGACCAGUGGUUCUCAAGCUUUUCUCAGUGAUGUACCCCCUGUGAAAUAUUUUUUCAGCCAAGUUCCCGCUAACCAGGGCAAAGCAUUUUUGGUUGGAAAAAAACCCUUAAAAACAGAGCGCUGUGCCAUCAGUGUCUGAUUUAUUCAACUUUGGAACUGAUAAACACAUACAAAAUUCAAACAUUUGAAAAAAAAAAAUUUUCAAACAUUUAAAAUGUUAAUAAUCCAUGACUAAUUUAUUGCAAAUAUUUCUCAUCACUAAAAUGUAGUGAUUUAAACUAAUGUAGUAAAAACAGUGAGCAUAUAAGCAUUUAAAACUAUACUAUACUACUGCUACGCUUCAACCACGACUCCAUCUUUGAGUUUUACAGUGAUUGACAGGUGAUGCCAGGCGACAGGUUGGGUCCAACCAUCCUGGUACACUGCAAAAAAGCCAACUUGUAUUUUUUUGGCCUAAAACAGUGAUUUAAAUUGGUAAAACUUUUAAAUAUAAAUGAUUGACAUUUAGGGCAGUAAUGUAAGUUAGCACAACGUAGCAAGACAGUUGUAUGCUCAAAAAAAAAGUUGGGGAGUUGUUGUUACUUAUAUCUUUAAGUUGGGGUUCAAAACAAGGGGAAAUAGUUCUGCUAACUCUUAUUUCUUUGUUGUGAAAUGUGGGAAAGCCAACUUUCCGAGUUACCACUGCACUUGAAGUCUCAUUGUAGCUGUGCUGCCUCCAGCUGGAGUCAACACAUGUAAACAACCCUUAUCAUGUUUCAAAUUACAGUUGAGUUGACAAAAAUCUGAAUUCAGAGUUGAGCAAACUCAAAAGCAAAAC
Messenger RNA from Centropristis striata (black sea bass), 6949 nucleotides. It is a transcript of the gene cemip, whose product is annotated as cell migration inducing hyaluronidase 1. Lineage: Eukaryota; Metazoa; Chordata; Actinopteri; Perciformes; Serranidae. The transcript is spliced from 30 exons. The record is from RefSeq and is a predicted model, not a curated record. The coding region runs from base 351 to 4397 and encodes 1348 amino acids.